AUGGCAGCUAAGUUCGUCGUACUUGCUCUCCUGGUGGCGGCUGCUCAAGGCAGCGCUAUCCACGGCCAUGGCGCUGAUUACACCAGCUUCUCAUAUGGCGUAUCAGAUCCUCACACCGAUUCUGUUAUUGAUAUAUUCAAAUCAAAAAUUGACAGAUUGAUAUAUCUCGCCUGUGCCUACUCCUUCGGGGAGUCUUCUGCCUAA
Arctia plantaginis is the source of this 204-nucleotide messenger RNA. The record is from the annotation of a GenBank genome assembly. Lineage: Eukaryota; Metazoa; Arthropoda; Insecta; Lepidoptera; Erebidae.